AUGGCAUCCAUACAAAUAUCUGACAUCUCAAAAGAAACAAAAAAUGUCAAGUUUAUUGCACGAGUCGCUCGAACUUGGAAUUUUAUUAACCCUCAUAAUGCUGAUGAUAUUUAUAGUUUUGAGUUUCUACUCAUUGAUGAAAAGGGAACAACAAUUCAAGGAACUGUUGGAAAAAAUAUUGCUGAUAAGUUUCGCCCCCUGCUUAGUCAAGGAAAUAUUUGCUGUAUAUCUGGUUUUAUUGUUAUGCCUGCUCAAAACAACUAUAAAAUCAGCGAUCAUGCUUUUCGUAUCAAAUUAUUACCAAAUGCCACUAUUAAAUUGAUCGAUGAUGUGUCACUUUCCAUCCCCUUUGACAAAUUUAAUCUGCUGACUUUUGAUGAACUCAAAGACCGAAUAGGAAAGAUUGAUUAUCUAUGCGAUGCCAUAGGUCAAUUAGUUACUAUGGAAAACAUUCAGCAAAUAAGAAUAUCAAACAGAAUCAAAAACAAGCGGACAGUUUUCAUACAAGACUCAAGAAAUGAAAAAAUAGAAGUUACACUGUGGGAAAAAACAGCAAUGGAUUUUCCAGAAGAACAAAUAAUUGCGUCCGCAGAACAAGAACCCGUGAUUGUCGUUUUUGCUGCCAUGACUGUGAAAUCAUUUAAUGAUGCCACAAUUCUAAGUGGAACAUCAGCAACAAAACUCUACAUUAAUCCUGAAUUACCUGAGAUUGUUGCUUUUUUACAAAGCUUGCCAAAUCCACCUGCUCAGUUUUCAUCUGUUGUCCAUAAUUCUUUGCCACCUUUGGAUCCUGAAAGUGAAAAGAACACAAAUAGAAAAACCAUUGCUGAAUUACUGGAUCUCGAUAUUCAUACUGACAAGGACGAAAAAUUCACUUGUGAGGCUGUUAUCAAAGAAAUUGAUGCUUCAGAUGGCUGGUGGUAUAGAGCAUGUGCCCGUUGCAAAAGUGGUAUUCAGAGUUACAACGAAGAUAUCUAUUGCAAAAACUGCGGGGUUAUAUCCGACCUUCCAAUACCUUGGUACAAAUUAACUAUCAUGGCUGAAGACAAUACAGGAAUCGCACCUUUCAUAAUUUUUGGAAAUAUGGCUACAGAAUUGGUCGGACUGCCGGCGAGUAGCCUUUCUACUAUGUCAAAAGACCGAUGUCAAGCUCCUGCUCUCAUGGCAAGGAUUUAUGGUUUAAAGAAACAAUUUCAGAUAAAAUUAAGUGAUCGGAUACACGAUUCUUCAGAAUUGUCUUUUAAGGUUAUUCAUAUUUUCAAAGACACAGUGGUUAUCAAGAAAGAGACUCCAAGUCCGACAAACGCAUCAUCAUCUCAGUUGCUUAUUCGAGAUGCCAAUUAUGCGUUGUCCUCGCCAGAAGGACGGAAAAUAUCAAAAAGCACCGACGAAAGUUCAACUUCAUCAGCAACUAAAUCAGCAAAAAAGUCUAAAAUAGAGUAA
This is a messenger RNA of Mercurialis annua (annual mercury), 1443 nucleotides long. Its product is annotated as replication protein A 70 kDa DNA-binding subunit A-like. Gene Ontology annotation, molecular function: DNA binding. Lineage: Eukaryota; Viridiplantae; Streptophyta; Magnoliopsida; Malpighiales; Euphorbiaceae. The coding region runs from base 1 to 1443 and encodes 480 amino acids. Gene Ontology annotation, biological process: DNA recombination; DNA replication; DNA repair. Gene Ontology annotation, cellular component: nucleus. The record is from RefSeq and is a predicted model, not a curated record. The transcript is spliced from 8 exons.